This is a messenger RNA of Zootoca vivipara (common lizard), 4421 nucleotides long. RefSeq names its product DNA polymerase delta interacting protein 3 (gene POLDIP3). Gene Ontology annotation, cellular component: nucleus; nuclear speck. Gene Ontology annotation, molecular function: mRNA binding. Lineage: Eukaryota; Metazoa; Chordata; Lepidosauria; Squamata; Lacertidae. Gene Ontology annotation, biological process: poly(A)+ mRNA export from nucleus. The record is from RefSeq and is a predicted model, not a curated record.
AGAGGUUGUGGAGGGAGAGGGCGCGGCGACACCGGAAGCAGUUGGUUCUCACGUCCGGGCUUCGGUCGCAGCGACUUGUCUCGGGGCCUAGCGACAACAUGGCGGACUUGUCUCUGGACGAGCUGAUCCGGAAACGCGGCGUCAGUGUGAACACGAAGGGAAGGCUGAACACAAGACCAUUAUUUGGUGGUAGACCUCAAAUUGGAGUCCAACAAACUUUUCUAAGCAGAUCAGCACCAAGUGUUGGUUUCCAGAGGACAUUUGAUGCACGGCAGAAGAUUGGCCUUACUGAUGCCCGACACAAAAUUGGCGUGAAAGAUGCCCGGGAGAAACUGCUUCAGAAAGAUGCCAGGUUUAAAAUCCAAGGAAAAGUGCAAGACGCCCGGGAAAUGCUUAAUUCCCGAAAGCAGCAAGUGACCAAAGUUGUUGAUGCCAGAGAGAAGAUCAGUCUGAAAAGGAGCACUCCUAGUGCAGCCAUUGUGAAAGCUGCUGUGGAAACGGUGGCCCCUGCCAUGAAGAUCACAAAAACAAUUCAACAGAAGGCUGCAACUCCAUUGCACACUCAUCCUGCAUGCAUGAAGGUCAACAUUGUGAACAAUCACACAAACAAACAGUCUCAAUAUGAUGUAGAAGAUGAUGAAGAAACUGUAUCUCCCCUUCCUAAUAAGCAAAUGAAGAUCACUACCGCAAACAGCUUCCUGCACAGUGCGGCUGGACUCAGUGGCAACAAGUUCUCUCUGUCAAAGACAGUCCCCCUCACAAAGGUUGUGCAGAAUGAUGCCUAUACGGCCCCCACAGCUCCACCGUCCCCCAUCCGGACAAAGGCCCUGACUAACAUGUCCCGAACCUUGGUGACAAAGGAAGAACCCCCCAAAGAGCCACCACCACCAGUUGAGCCGGCCUUCAGCCCAUUAGAAGGUACUAAAAUGACUGUGAAUAAUCUGCACCCUCGAGUCACUGAAGAGGAUAUUGUUGAGUUGUUCUGUGUAUGUGGUGCCUUAAAGCGAGCCCGUUUAGUGCACCCCGGAAUGGCUGAGGUGGUGUUUGUGAAAAAGGAAGAUGCCAUUACUGCGUAUAAGAAAUACAACAACAGAUGCUUGGAUGGCCAGCCGAUGAAAUGCAACCUUCAUAUGAAUGGGAAUAUCAUCACAUCAGACCAACCUAUCUUGCUUCGAUUGAGUGACACCCCCUCAGUGAAGAAGGAAGGUGAACCACGUCGGACAAGUGUAGGAACCGCCUCAAAUCCACCAGCUGAAGUGGAUCCUGAUACUAUCUUAAAAGCACUCUUCAAAUCCUCAGGGACCUCCGCCUCUGUGCAACCUACAGAGUUCAAAAUCAAACUUUGAAGAGUGACAGGCAAGGAGUGGACUGGAAAACUUGUUGAGCGUGGGAAAUAGGGAGACAAGUGUGGGAACGCAACUGAUGUUGUGUUUGACCAUGCUGAAACCUUUGUUUUUCUACAAUUGCUACCUUCCUGUACAGUAGUGUUCUCCCUAAUGUAUGUGUUCUGUUUUCAUAGUUGGAGUUUUUGUCCACAUAUUUCUAAUGGAAUAAUCUUCCCUUCCUCCAGUGAUAUAUCACCAAGCUUAGAACAUUUAACUCUUUUUCCUUUGUUUCAACCACCCUACCUGUAUCCAGCCAUUGAAAAGUGCAGCUAGCAAAGGAUGUGAGUAGCAUCUGUUUGGCACUUGCACCCUUUGAGUGAGAGAUGAGAGUCCUUUUUACUGAUGAUGGACUGCAUUUCCUUUUCAAUUCAACUCUGUCUGUAGCGGAGGCCAGGAUUUGGUAGCGGUUUUAGCUGUUCUGAAAUUGUAAAAUUAGUGAAGGAGAAGCAGCAGCAAAUGUUCUCUUUGUUCAGCAGCUAAUGGAAGGGACUGUGAAGCCAAUGCAAAUAGGUAUAGGCACAGGAACAUAGCACAUCUUACACUUCAUCUUACUUUGUCGUUGUAAUAAUCUGCUAGUGCACUGAGAGAAAGAAGCAUGUGCCCUGGCGUUGGUGUACUCUUCAGUCCAGGAAGUCUCACAGAUGCUCUCUUUGUGAGACUGCAUGGGCUUUCUUUCACUUUGUAUCAUUUACAUUGUGUUUUUACUAUGAAAUUAUGUAUUGGGCAAGAAGAAAGUGUUUCUGGCUUCAGCAAUCACUUCUCAUGCCUAAUGCCUUAGAAGCACUGCAGUGAAUAGAGGUCCUCAUUUGUUCAGUCCUGACAGAUUCUGAUGCACCACUAUGUUUUGUAGCACCUACACCUUUCUUGGAGGUUAAUGGCACCCAAAUAAACUCCAGUGAUAAACUCCUAGGAACUAUUUCUACAGGGCAUCUGUUUUUACCCUACACUACCUUAUCCCUGAGUGUAAUAGUCAGGAAAACGUCCAGCCUCCAGCUCUCAUGGACUUGUCAAUUGUAAGAGUUGCAUCUGUUUGGGCUUGACUGCUGCUACUGUACAGCACUGUUGCUUAUUUUUCUGUACUGGGAAAUGGUGGGUAUCUCUUGUAGUUCAUAUAGAGGAGAAUCUACCUAUUGGUUUGGCAUAGAACAGGGAUAGCAGGAAAAUGAGUUGCCUAUAGCAAAGUGAGGAUGAUUUGUUUUUUGGCCAUGCUGAAUUUCCUCUGACAUGCCAGUCUUUGCUAAAACAAAAAGAUACUUCCGUUUUCUAGCAACCCAUUUAGUCCAGUGAAAAUUGAAAACUGACAAGGGUUAAGAAUAAUUGCAUUGGUUUUAUACUAAAUAAACAUGCAGAUACUUGUAUGGGGGCUUGCAUUUUUAUACUUCCGGCUACAAGACGAGAGCAUUGCUGUUUAUCUGUGCUAAAACCCUGCAGUGUAAUAUAUCUGCUUUCUUCCAUUGUAGAACCUGGUGCUCAGUGGAUUCUACAUUCCUUUUUCUCUUCGUUCUGUACAGUUUCUUAGUUUCAUUUAGCAGGCUACACACGUUAUGUCACACAAUAAACCUUCACAACAUGGAAGGCAUUUGCUUCCCAAUGGGGUUUUUAAAUCUGAAUUAUUUAGGACCGAUCAUAAUUUCACGCUUACUGGGGAGAUGUGCUUAUGAUUGACAAAUGAUAUUUUGUGCAGAACUGCUGUUCCCUGUACCUGUGUUUCAUUAGCAGUUGGUUACAGGGGAAGGGAAGGUUGGGGCUGGAGGACAUUAUGUAUUAUGUUUCUGAAUAAACGUUUGUUAUACAGAACCUGUAUUUUGCCCUGCCUUCUUGGGUUGCAAGGAAAUGACUGAUUAGUCAAUAGAGUCCUGUUAAUUUUUCACUGUUGGGGGUGCCUGUCAGCAGAAUCAAAUAAUAAAGCUUUCUGUGGAUUGUGCCUUUUAAGGCUGCUGCUGGGGUUGCCAUGUUUGAAUUCUCUCCCAUGGAGAUGGGAGGGAAGAAGACCCAGUUCCUUGACAUGCUAUUCUUUAUGUGCAGGAAGAUUUUUUUGUAGGGAAUGUUUGAGAGGUCUUGAGAGAAUAUUGCAUAGUCUAUAUCAGUGAAGAAGAAAACAGGAUUAUGUGGCAUAAAAAUAAUAAGGUAUUUCGUCUUUUAUGGAGCUGUUUUGUUUGACUAUCGACUUCUAGAGUAUUUUGACAGGUUUGCCAUGUCCUCACUCAUCUCUGUUAAAAGAAUAAAUGAAAUAGCAAAGCAUUUUUAAAAACAGACAUGUUACAAGACUGUUUUGAUCUAAUAAAAAGACUUGUAAAGGUUUAAACAUGUAAUGGUUCUGAGCAUAGCAAAGGGGCAAACUGAAUGACAAUAUGAUUUUCCAUCUAUAUUUUUAGCUGGUAAGAUUUCUCAUUACUCUUUAAGAUAGCUGUAGAGAUUUCACCACCACCACUUCGUAUCUUUUGAGUUCAGCUGUACAGUACUACUUGGGAGAGUAUGUGAGGAAGCCAAGGUUUACUUCAGAGGUUCCCAAACUGGUCUGUGGACCAGCAGUGGCCUUUGGUCUUUGUUCAGAUGGCCUUUGGCAUGUCUGCAUUAACUAUUGAUUUAAUUGUAUGCUAUUGCUUAUAUUGCACUCCAGAUUGGAUGCAAAUGUGAUGCAAUAAAAUACAAAUGAAGCAAACAAACAACAACUAAAAGUAUAUAGCAUCUAGCAAAGCACACUUAACAUCAGGCAGGAAAAAAAUCAUUAAAUUGCCAAGACCCUCAGCGAUUUUCAUGGCGGAGAGCGGGGAGCCACUGGCUUAAUUUGAAUCUGAGCUCGGCCUUGGCGCCUGUUCCCUGGGCGCAGCUGUGACCACCGAGCAAAACGGGAGGAUGCGCGUGAAUCUAACUCGGCUCCGUCAUACCGAUGGAGCUCCUGCGCACGCGCACUUGGGAGUAAGUCCCGCUAAACCCAGCAUGUUUUGCUUCCCAGCAAACUGGCAUAGGAUUGCGCUGGAGCUGGAAGAGCCGCGCUAAAUUGAAAGACGAAAGCUGGAGAGGUGAGGCGGCGGC